UAUAAACUGUGUCUAGUAAUUUAAAUGUGAGCAUGAAUUCACAUGUAAACUCCUUGUCAGGGGCGUCAGGACUGUGAGGAUUUGUCAGAGUUGUCAGGACUUGUUGGUGGUGUCAGUGUAGGAUUGUGGGAAUAGUAAUGGAUUAUGAAGACAGUGACCAAGAUUCAGGGCCAUUAGAAAAAGAUUUCCAUUGUGGAUGUUGUUAUGAAUUAAUGGUUGAUCCUACAACCUUAAACUGUGGACACAGCUUUUGCCGUUUCUGCUUAGCACAAUGGUGGCAUUCCUCAAAAAAGACAACUUGUCCUGAAUGCCGUCAGUCAUGGCUUGGAUUCCCAAAGAUUAACAUUAUUUUAAGAAAAACAAUCAAGAAAAUGUUUCCCGAGGCAUUAGAAAUGAGGCUUGAAACCGUGGAAUCAAUGGCAAAUUACAAAAAAGUUGUUGAUAAGUUUGAAGCUUUUGGAAAAAAGCGUUUAACUCAAAAGAUUGGUAACCAGGGGCAACCAGCUAAUAGAUGGAUAGUAAUUACCAAAAGUGUUGCUAUAGUAACAGCCAUUAUUGGGAUAUUCAUGUUCUUCUAUGACUUAUUUGGGGUCAUGUUUUCUUGGGACCAAGCACUUGUYCACAAACCUUUAGAGGCUUGGACACCUAAAGAUGUAUCUACAUGGGUGGCAAGUCUGGGUCCAUGGUCAAGAGCAAUAAACUCUGGAAAGUUUGAAGAAUUGGGGAUAAAUGGAAAUAUCCUGAAAUCAAUGACAGAUACUGGCUUGGAAGAUCUUCUUAAAAUAGAGAAGUCAUACUUGCGGCAAUCCCUGUUAAGUGAAAUUGAACAUAUUAAACUUCUUGGAUUUAAAGCACCCACAGAGUUUUGGGAAUACAAGACACUAUUUCCAACUCGGUGUAUGUUUUUAUUAUGGGGAUUUCGUGAAUACCCACGAGCCACCAUUAUCUAUUCCAUGGUGUUUCUACAUAGAGAAGUGUUUUUGCCUUUCCUUCUGUCAACAAGUGACCUUGAAAAUCAAAGCAAUUUUAAUCUGGAUGAAUGGGAUGAUGAAUGGUAUCCACCUUCAGGAGCCUUUGUAAGGUUUCUAGUGAGAGUAAUGAUUGCACCAUACUACCUUAUUGCCAAGUUUGCAUUCCAGUGGGUCCAUGUAAAUUCCUGGUCAGUUGGGAUAUUGGUCAUGUUUUGCACCCUCAAGACAAUCACAGAAUUACUUCAGUCUCGCUGGCUUAUUUUUGGAGGAUGGAAAAACCUACCAAGUGUCAUCUUAGAAAGCACCAAGUUAGUUCUGGUCAAUGGCACGUUUUACUUUUUCUUGUGGAAUAUCAUCCCAUCAUUUAUCACCGAUAUCAUAUUUUAUUGGCUUAUGUUUACUGCGCCGCUGAAUGCCUGGAACUCACUGACUGAAAGCUUCAACAGCACCAGACUUCAUAUGGGACCAGUAGAAAACACACCACUAGAACUUACAAAAUCAUUAGUGCUAUGGAUAUGGCAAAAAAUCACCAGGAGGUUUGAAAAUAAUCCAACAUGAAGGCUCUUUGAGUUCAUGCGAUCAAGGAGAGACAAAGUCGUUUUAUUUGCUCAGGGGGGGAGGGGUAGGGUACAUGCUUUCUAACGAUGAACAUAAGUUAAUGGAAAGAUACCCUGACAUGUGUGUCUGUAAUAUUUUCAUCUUUUCUUCACUGAGUUAGUUAUAUUARUUUUAUUGAUUGAAUGCAUGUUUGUAUGCCAUAUCAUUUUAGAGAAUUUGACUGUGAUUUUCAUCUUUUAUGAAAACAUUUUUUGAUAAAGUAAUGUUUCCAGUUCUCUAUCAGAAUUGUCCCUGAUUCAUUGACUAUAUUAUGUUUGGAAACAGAGAAGUUACUCUCAUUCUAAA
Molecule: messenger RNA, 1874 nt
Organism: Exaiptasia diaphana
Lineage: Eukaryota; Metazoa; Cnidaria; Anthozoa; Actiniaria; Aiptasiidae
Product: bifunctional apoptosis regulator
Exons: 7
Coding region: 138-1529 (463 amino acids)
Biological process (GO): proteasome-mediated ubiquitin-dependent protein catabolic process
Cellular component (GO): nucleus
Molecular function (GO): protein binding; ubiquitin protein ligase activity
Source: RefSeq, a predicted model, not a curated record